Lachancea fermentati is the source of this 822-nucleotide messenger RNA. Lineage: Eukaryota; Fungi; Ascomycota; Saccharomycetes; Saccharomycetales; Saccharomycetaceae. The record is from the annotation of a GenBank genome assembly.
AUGAGAGGUGAAGAGGACCCUUCUGUAGCUUCUCCAAGCUUGUAUGAUGCAAGGACCUUCUCCGACAGGCCACGCGCAGAAUCACAUUGGCAUUCCCCAGCGUUGGAAAACGUCAGCUUGUUAUCGCAGAACGUUCGUCUAAAGCAAAUGAAAAUGCUGAAUAAAUUUAUGGCGCGAAGUUUUGUCACAGGUUUACUAUUAAGAUUCAAGGAUCUGCUAGAAGCAGAUCCUUCACGAGAACUGAGCUGGAACGAUCAAGAAGCUACCCCUUCUCAUAGGACAACUAAUAAGAGAGACAGUUUAUGUACCUUUUUGGAAGUGUUGAUGUCUCGAACAAAAGCAACAAAACUACAGUUCAAGCAGAUGUGCGUGAUUUGUAUCAAGUUUCUGAGCUCUUGUUCGGCGCAAAACAAUUUUAUGGCUCAUCUCAAGUUUGAUCUGCGCAAGUUGAUGUUGGCAUCGCUUGCAUUCACAUACGGCAAUCGCCUUACGCAUACUUUCGAACUAUUUGCAAAAUGCUCUGGAUUGCAAGAGGAGGAGAUUAAUAAUUGUUGCAGUGUAGUGCGAAAGGUACUAAAUCGAAGGCCAUACGGACGAAGAUGGCAGAAUGCGCCUUCUCAAGUCGACAGCAAUCCACUUUCUUCACUAUAUUCGAGAAUCGAUGAAAAAAGAGUUAACUUUGGCAUUUCAGUAGAUCAUAGGUCGCACUACGGUUUCGAUGAUAAAGACGGGCAGUGCUACGGGUACGUACUCCCUGGUGAGCUGGAACAGUUUAAUAAUAUGAGCAGGGAUCUAAUCUGUGAGCACUUUAUGGUAGGGUAG